AUGGAGACACGCACAAUGCUGCGGCCGCUGGCCACGACAGCGACAAGCCUCUCGAGGCAAGCGACAUCCACAACGCCACGCAGAACCCAGGCAACCCUCGCCCGCACGAAGCGGGCGCUCAAGAUCCCGCCGCACCCGUCCUUUCUCACGCCCGACUCGGCCUCGACACACAUCAUCUACAACCCUCCCGCGGCGGCGCCUUCGGUCUUCCACACCCCCUUCAAGUUUCUCCCCAAAUCCGACCCGAGACGGCAGGCCAACCUGACCCAUCUCGUCCGCACAAACGAGGACGUCUUCUCGUCGGCGGGGAGCACGUCUGUGCUGCCCCCGCCUGUGACUCGCGCAGAUGAGAACCGGUUCACGCCACGGCGCAAUGUCACGCGAGAGCAGGUCGAGGAGAUGCGUGCCCUGCGUGCCCAGGACCCAAUGAAGUGGUCCGUCCUCAAGCUCGCGGCCAAGUACGAGUGCACACCCAUUUUCGUCAUGAUGUGCUGCAAGGCCAGCGCCGAGCAUCAGGCCAACGAGAAGGCCCGCAAGGAGGCCAUCCGCGCCCGGUGGGGCCCGAUCAGGACACAAGCCCGGGAGGAGCGCACCAAGCGCAAGGCUCUUCUUCUCAAAGGCUUGUUAUGA
This is a messenger RNA of Microdochium trichocladiopsis, 630 nucleotides long. Its product is annotated as mitochondrial ribosomal protein subunit L20-domain-containing protein. Lineage: Eukaryota; Fungi; Ascomycota; Sordariomycetes; Xylariales; Microdochiaceae. The record is from RefSeq and is a predicted model, not a curated record. Gene Ontology annotation, cellular component: mitochondrial large ribosomal subunit. Gene Ontology annotation, molecular function: structural constituent of ribosome. The transcript has a single exon. The coding region runs from base 1 to 630 and encodes 209 amino acids.